Eremomyces bilateralis CBS 781.70 is the source of this 819-nucleotide messenger RNA. RefSeq lists its product as uncharacterized. NCBI's taxonomy places the organism in Eukaryota, Fungi, Ascomycota, Dothideomycetes, Eremomycetales, Eremomycetaceae. Gene Ontology annotation, cellular component: endomembrane system. Gene Ontology annotation, biological process: vacuolar proton-transporting V-type ATPase complex assembly. The record is from RefSeq and is a predicted model, not a curated record. The transcript is spliced from 2 exons. The coding region runs from base 1 to 819 and encodes 272 amino acids.
AUGGUGCUGCUUACGAUCACACCCGCAACCAAGGACGCGCUCCAAGCGUACCAAGCUCUAGGCCACCGUGAGGACGAUUCUGACUCUCUUAAGUUUCCCGUGGAUGGAGAUGUUGGGCAGCCGAUUUCCCAUGGAGACGUUGUCUUUCUGUCGCAGUCGCUCCUUAAAUACUACUCUGCUACGGCACCCGACGGAGAUGAAGUCGAACGCAAACGACAUGCGUCCCUAUACACUUUGAACCAGCUACUACGAGGGGCGCGGAUCUAUGAGGAACCCCCAAAGCCCAAGCCGCAGCCCUCCUCAGAGUAUGUCAAACUCAUGGCGCGACUCCGCCGCGAGCAAGAAGCGAAAGACUACGAACGGAUGACCUUCCACCCAUCCGACCCGUUUACCAAGCCGCAGUUCCUCGGGACAACCCCCCGCCCUACCGACUCCUUCAGCGUAGGAAACCAAUGGGUAUCCGAACCCGACGACGUCACCUACGCCGACGUCAACCGCCAACUAGCGCUCAUCUUCAACGUCCUCAUCUCCAUCGUCGCAUGUGGCGCUGCCAUCUGGGUCGCCGCGAGGCACAUGGACGUGCCCGCGCGGUUGGCGUUGAGCAUGGUUGGAGCGAUCGUGGUCGCUGUUGCGGAGGUGGUGAUCUACUCCGGGUAUAUUCGACGGAUCCAGGAGAGUAAGGCCAGCGAGGCAAAGACGAAGGAGGCAAAGGAGAUCUAUGAAACUUGGGUCACAGAGCCGAAGAAGGAGGCGGAGAAGCUCAUACGGCCGAAGGAGAAGGCAGGAGACUUGAGACAGCGGAAAUUGACCUCUAUGUGA